Molecule: messenger RNA, 288 nt
Organism: Dentiscutata erythropus
Lineage: Eukaryota; Fungi; Glomeromycota; Glomeromycetes; Diversisporales; Gigasporaceae
Source: the annotation of a GenBank genome assembly
AUGGGUCGUAUUCGUAAAGACGAGAUUCCAUCUGUUACAUUAUCAGAAGACGAUUAUAAAAAAUAUUGUCAAAAAUUACCAAAUUCCUUAAAACGGGUGUCACCUUUUCUGAUCAGGCUUGAAUCAAAGAUAGUGAAAAAUGUUAAGGGUAAAUUAAUAGCAGAAUCGAGUUCACAUCAAGAUCAACAGAAUCCAAAUCAGAACCUAAUUAUACUCAAUAAUGAAUCCUUAAUUGAAGAAUAUCAACUGAGUAAUUAUUCGGAAUCAACAGAUUGCAUUCAAACAUUA